UCUUGCGCAUACACUGGGCCCGAUUAAACCGCCUGUCUCGCGCUGUCUCGAGUGCGCCGAGAGCGCCGCCGCGUAUGUAAGUGAACGGCCGGAACCGAAUCGCAAACGGAAGCGAACGGAACGCUGCUGCCUCUAGAGAGACGAUGCCUUCGGUGGCUCGGUGCUACUACUCCUGAUACGCAGAGCGCGAGUGAUCAGUGUCGGAGGCAGAACGGGGUUAUAUCGUGAGGAACCGGAACCGGAGUAAGGAUGAGUUUUGGGCAGCGCAAAAACUUUACCGUCCCGCUCGAUGCGGAAUCGCCGGAAGCGCGUGACGACGCGAAGCUGCUUCCGCUCGGGCCGUUCGAUAAGCUCGCUCCGUCGAUAAUCGCCGCCGAAGGACAUGACCAGCCGCCGAAAUCGCCGAUCACACCGACGACACCGAUCAUCUACUGUCCCCAGUCGCCAUCGAUGACCAGCAAAAGGAGUCGUGCACUGCGCCCAGGAACGACGCGAAAGUAUCGGCGCCGUGCGAUUCUGAAGAAUGGAGACUGCAACAUUGUCCUCUCGAAGGUGUCGCGGCAGCAGUGGCGGUUCCUGCAGGACAUCUUUACGACGCUGGUAGAUGCGCAGUGGCGCUGGACAUUGCUGGUGUUUGCGUUUAGCUUCAUCGGAUCGUGGCUGUUUUUCGGUGCUAUCUGGUGGCUGAUUGCCUUCACCCACGGUGACCUGGAGGAGAUGCAUCUGCCGAAGAAUCAAGGUGAAUCCGGGUGGAAGCCGUGCGUGUUCAACAUUGAAUCGUACACGUCCGCGUUCCUGUUCUCGAUCGAAACGCAAACCACCAUCGGGUACGGCUUCCGCACGACGACCGAGGAGUGUCCGGAGGCCAUCUUCGUGAUGUGCUUCCAGUCGAUCUACGGUGUGAUGAUGCAAGCGUUCAUGGUGGGCUUCGUGUUCGCGAAGAUGACCCGCCCGAAGCACCGCACGCAGACGCUCCUGUUCUCGAAGCACGCCGUCAUUUGCCAGCGCGACGGCGAGCUGUGCCUCAUGUUCCGGGUGGGCGACAUGCGCAAGAGCCACAUCAUCGGGGCGAACAUCCGGUCGCAGCUCAUCCGCACGAAGCUGUCCCGUGAGGGCGAAGUGAUGGCGCAGUACCAGCACGAGCUGGAAGUCGGUGCCGACCAGUGUGGGUCGGAUCUGUUCUUCAUCUGGCCGCAGAUCGUGACGCACAAAAUCAAUCCUGAAUCUCCGUUCUACAAUAUGUCGGCCUCGGAUCUGCUGCAGGAUCGGUUCGAGAUCGUCGUCAUCCUGGAGGGUACGGUCGAGUCGACCGGCCAGUCGACGCAGGCCCGCUCGAGCUACGUCAACACGGAGAUCCUGUGGGGCCACCGGUUCGAGCCGAUCGUGUUCUACAACAAGGAGAACCAGGUGUACGAGAUCAACUACAGCAAGUUCAACGAAACGCACGCCGUCGACACGCCGCUCUGUUCCGCGCGCGAGCUGGCCGAGUUCUACAAGUAUCAGGAUGACUACCGCAACCAAGAUCAGUACGACACCGUGUGUUCGAGGACGUCUUUCGAAAGGCGUUGGCAGCAGCACUACACCAACACGAUCCGGACGCUGAGCACGAUCCACCUGGAGGACGAACGGGUGCCGCUGACCGGCGUGCAGCCGCGUUACCUAACGAUCCACGCCGUCCCGAGGCGUCCUCGGUCGUACCACCAGCUCGAGAACAAUCUGCGAAAUCUCUUCGACCAGCCAUCGAUCACAAUCUCACCCUCGUCCGUGACCUCCGUCCGGACAGCUAGCCGGUAGCCACCCUGUCCGUCAUCCAGUCAGUCAGUCACUCACUCAGUUAGUCUCAUCAAAUGGCUAGUUUAGUUUUACGUAGCGUAGUGUACCGUGUAGGAAUCCCAUACCCAGUGCGAAUCUUUGUAACGAAUCCGUUGCGGCCGUUAUAUAUUUAUGAUAAUUCUAGAAUCGUGAUGCUAAGAGCUCGGUGCUUUACACUCUAACGUGUAGUCCGCCACCGCUGGCGCAGAGUGAGAAUAUUAAACAUUCCAUCG
Messenger RNA from Anopheles bellator, 2045 nucleotides. Its product is annotated as G protein-activated inward rectifier potassium channel 3-like. Gene Ontology annotation, cellular component: plasma membrane. NCBI's taxonomy places the organism in Eukaryota, Metazoa, Arthropoda, Insecta, Diptera, Culicidae. The record is from RefSeq and is a predicted model, not a curated record. Gene Ontology annotation, biological process: regulation of monoatomic ion transmembrane transport; potassium ion import across plasma membrane. Bases 250 to 1794 code for a protein of 514 amino acids. The transcript is spliced from 4 exons. Gene Ontology annotation, molecular function: inward rectifier potassium channel activity.